Messenger RNA from Fonsecaea erecta, 1737 nucleotides. RefSeq names its product tRNA(Ile)-lysidine synthetase. Bases 1 to 1737 code for a protein of 578 amino acids. Gene Ontology annotation, molecular function: ATP binding; ligase activity, forming carbon-nitrogen bonds. NCBI's taxonomy places the organism in Eukaryota, Fungi, Ascomycota, Eurotiomycetes, Chaetothyriales, Herpotrichiellaceae. Gene Ontology annotation, biological process: tRNA processing. The record is from RefSeq and is a predicted model, not a curated record. The transcript has 3 exons.
AUGGCAUUGGCAUACUUGCUCAACCAACUUGGCACGGUAUAUGAGAUGCACAAGAUCUCUGUCCAGCCAUUCGCCUUCAUCGUCAACCACAAUGCUCGGAAAGAGAGUACCGAAGAAGCCAACUACGUUCACUCCCAAUUAUGCCAGCUUGGUGUCGAGAGCAAGAUACUCGAGAUCCAGUGGCCUAACACCAAUGACCCUGCGAGUACCACCGAUUUCGAGCUGAAGGCUCGGCGGGCUCGAUAUCGACUGAUUGCAGAUGCAGCAAUUCAAAGGGAGAUCAAUCAUCUUUUCCUGGGGCAUCAUCAAGACGACCAAGUUGAAACAGUUUUGAUGCGUCUAGUGCGGAACUCUGGGACCUCAUUUCUUGGAUUACAAGGAAUGUCACAGUAUAGCACGAUACCCUGUUGUGAAGACAUUAGGGGUGCAAACGAAGUGAAAGAAUACACGAAUUCUACGCAGUGGCUACACCUUGUCGGAAGCCAAGUAAAUCGAGAGACAGUGAGCUCGAACGCUAUCAAUUAUGGGAAAAAUGUGACGCCAUCGGCACCAGGCGGGCUACGGAUAUAUCGACCACUUCUUCCAUUCCCAAAAUCUGCAAUCAUUGAUUUCUGCAACACGAACCGAAUUCCCCACGUCCAGGAUACAACAAACUAUGACCCUACACUGACGCUUCGGAAUGCUGUGCGGUAUAUGAGAAGCCACUACGUCUUACCGAAGGCCUUGCAGGGACCGUCCAUCCUCGAACUUCGGCAGUCGUCCUGUCGCUCUGUCGCUUCCCUUGUGGCACGAGGAGAACAGAUUCUUCAAGGACUUAGAGUGCUUGCCUUCGAUCUACGAUCCGGCCGCAUGACUGUACAAGUAUUAUCUGCUUUUGUUUCUUCAUGCGAGUCUGAUCCCGAAGCUGGGGCUUUUGCAUUGGCGAGGCUGACGAGUGUGGUGAGUCCACAAUCGAGAGAUGACGGGCAAACCCUCGUACCGCGGCAUAAUCUGGAGCAGUUCCUAGACAAGAAUCGGUCACAUUCGCAGGAGCGGGUGACCAUACAGCAGGUCUUGUUGGAGAAAGUGGACACGAAACUAAAUGCGAGCAAACAAUCGUGCACAUUUUCCCCCAAAAUUAAACGACAGAGCGAUUUCGGCAGGAAUUCGGCCGAUGAAGGAGGCACUGUCUGGACACUGUCGCGUCCACCAAUGCGUCUGACAGAACUUACGCUUACUACAAGGGGCUUCUCUCCCCGUCCGCGCCCAAGCCGAGUCGGGAAUGAGGGUGCGAAUCUGACUGCCCGGGCGAAGCUCACCAAGAAACACCGGCAGGCAGAGCUUUGGUCGGAGUGGAUACUCUGGGACCAUCGAUAUUGGGUUCGUGUACGAACCGAAAAUGCCAAAGCGCUUUCUCAAGUCCAUAUUCGCGCUUAUACCGAGUCUGAUGUACAAAGGGUCCACGCAAGGCUCCUGAACACGAGCUCAGAGCUCCAGUCCAUUCUGGCAGAAGCAGGGCCUGUUUCAGUCUUCCCAACAUUGAACAUCACUGUGGACAAGGGGGAUCCAAUGACCGUCCACCCAAUUCAAGAAUGGGAAAUCUGCUACAAGGUCAUUGAUCACCGAUUUAUCAAUCAGAAGCGAGAAAUGAUCGAGUGGAGGAAUGCACAGGUGAACCCCCGCAAUCCAGUCAAUUCCUCUGUCAGAUAUAUCGCAGAACGAGCCGAGAAAAGCACAGCGAACUCGAAGCAACGGUGA